AUGUCCAGCCCGUACCCUCAGGCCAGUACCUCGCACCAGGAGACGUCUCUGACCAUCGUUCCAGCCGUAGCGAAACUUCUCAACUGGAGCGCCGGUAUUGACAAGAGUAUCAUUGAUAUCAGACAGAAGCUGGAGUUUCUUCUUCUCGAGACCAGAGCCUUCCGAGGAAUGGAGGCGCACUACAAGAAGCUACAGGAGCAGACGCCCUUGGGCACGAGCCUGUCCAAUUCGUGCCAGCGUCUUGACAUUCACCAGCACAAUGUCUUGGAGACCGCGCAGAAGUUUGAAAAGACUAUGAAGCAGGUGGCGCGCCUGACUGUCGACAUCGAUAGGCUGAAGGAGGGCAACGAAAUCACUGUAUCGAUCAAUUCCGGGCGAAAGUGA
Molecule: messenger RNA, 384 nt
Organism: Colletotrichum spaethianum
Lineage: Eukaryota; Fungi; Ascomycota; Sordariomycetes; Glomerellales; Glomerellaceae
Exons: 2
Coding region: 1-384 (127 amino acids)
Source: RefSeq, a predicted model, not a curated record